AUGUUUGACAUUUUGUUGUCAAACAAGGGAAAAAAGAUAUAGUUUCUACAUAAAACAAUUAGCUAGGGAAUAAGCAGCUACAACUCCGGAAUGAAAAGUUUUUUUUUUCCAAUGUGCCACACAAAACGGGACGACAAUUCAGUUAAAUCACUCGUUGCAUAUUAAAAAUUAAUUUUGUACAUUGUAAAAAUAUAGAGAAGAAGAAAUAAAACGAUGGCAAGUGAAACAGAUCCAGAUGGUGUUAGCCUAAAUGGUGAUUGUGAAAUAGACGACGAUGAUACAGCGCUUAGUCCAUUAAGUUCGCUGCUUGUGCCUGAAAUUGCAUUAUCCGAUGGAAACGAUUUCGACGAUGGAAACGAUGAUUUUGACGAAAUAAAUGGUCAAAAUGGACCGGACACCAUAGUAAGAAAUGGUAUACGGUCGUAUAAAUGUGACGUGUGUGAGAAAGAGUUCAAACGGAAGGCUCAUUUAAGGCGCCAUUAUCGCCUGCACACGGGCGAACGUCCCUACGAUUGUCAAUGGUGUGGUCAAACAUUUGCACGUUCAGAGCAGAGAAAUCAGCACAUUGCCCGAGAACAUAAGCAGUCACACAUUACCUGUUCGAUUUGUAGCAAGGGUUUUCGUACCGACGAAGAGCGCAUGAAUCACAUGGUGUUGCAUUUGGAAAACAAAUACUUUCGAUGCACAAUUUGCAUGAAGGAAUUCGACAAAGCCAGUGCAUUAGCCGGUCAUAUGCGAAUGCAUACACAACACGAACCGAUCAGUAUAUCGCGUAAGACGUUCAAAUGCACCACGUGUGACAUGGAAUUUUCGCGAUUCGACCAUCUCAUCCGCCAUCAAACCGUGCACUCAGGUGUAAAAAUGUUCCAGUGCAAGUAUUGUAUGAAACGUUUUACACGAGCCGACAAUCGAACCAAACAUGAAAAAACGUGUCGCAUCGGCAAACCAUCGUCACCAUCGAAUGAAGAAGACAACGGCGAGGUAAAAGAUGAUUUACAAAUCAAAACCGAACCCGAGCACAUGGAUCCAUUGGCGAUUAUCAAUGUGGCAUCGAUUCCAGAACAUUAUUUCGAAGACAUUGAUACCAGCAACAACACAGACGAUUUACUCGACAACAUCGAUCUGUUCCAAGAUGAACCGCAACCUGAAGAGAGUCUCCUUCAAAUUGAUCAGACGAAGUGCGUCGUCAAUGCCGCUGAAUAUGUACGCAUGAAACAAAGUGAAGCGGAUAAGGAUCUGAAAAAAAUGGGCGGCAUUCGCCAGAGAGUCGAACGACCGAAAUUAACAAAAGAAGAGAUUGAAACACUCACAUGCAAUAUUUGUGGUAAAACCCUCGCACAGAAAUAUCAUCUCGUUCGUCACAAAGUCAUUCAUCUCAAUCAAAAGCCAUACAAAUGUUUGAGGUGCUCUCGUUCAUUUGCCCGGCGCGAACAUCUACGACAUCAUUUAUUCACUCACAAAAGACAAUCGGACAAGAUGAAUCAAUUGCAAGAAGCACACAAAAGAGAUAUUCGAUCUACGACUCCACAAAAAACUGUGAAAAUCGAACAAAACACACCAUCCGCAUCGUCUUCCCAUACAUUCAAACGCGAUGACUUAACUGGAACGUUGCGACAACAGCUACUCCAUCGAUUCAAACUGUUUGCAAUUAAGCUGAAGAAUGAGAAUAUGAAUCGCGAGAAUGGCGAUUUCUACGAGCAAUGUUUCAAUUUUAUGGGCAAUUUACUUUUGUCCAAUAUCCAGGGCGUUAGCAAAGAAAUGUUCUCGAUUGUCUCCAGUACCAGCAAACCAAUGCCAAUUCUAAAAACUCCACCUGCCCCAUCACUGCCAACGGUCACAAUUAAACGUGAAGAUGGCAAUUUAUUCGUUAAAAAAUUCUCAUGUACCAAUUGUGACGCUACCUUCCCGAGUCUCAGGCACCUUGAAAGACACGCCGUUCAGCACACUGGUGAAAAACCGCAUAUCUGCGAGGUGUGUGGCAAUCGUUUCACCCGAGCAGAGCACAAACGAAGGCACAUGGCCAUUCAUACGAAUUCACAAAACUACGAGUGUGAAAUAUGUCUCAAAAAGUUCAACCGUUCCGAUCAUAUGGUCGCCCACUUCAAGGUACACCACCAAGGUAUCAAGCCGUACAAGUGCAAGUUUUUGUGCGGAGAGCGAUUUGACACGUUCAAAGAGAAACUGUACCAUUCGCGACAUUGUAUGUUUAUACCGCCAGCACUGGAUCCAAUGGAUAAAGACGAUGAAAUGAUGCCGAGCAGUGGCGAAUCACAAGAAGACGUUCCAAUGCCCGACGACCCAUUCGCCAACGGUCAAUUAGAAACUGACGAUCCACAACAGUUUCAGAGUCAUUUCAUUAAAACGGAAAACGAUUAUGUGGAAGACAAUUAUGAUGAAAUGUAUGGUUAUUAGCGCGGUUUUUCUUUCUUUUAAAUUCUUAAGUUAUAUCGUUUGGUAUAAGCUAAGCAAUCAUUUUAUCUAAUUCCCAACAUUAAUUGUAACGAAAUUCUACUUCUUUUUUAAUCUCAUUCAUUUGCUUUAUUUUUAUUCAGGCGUGGAUUAAAUAUAUAGGGAAUCGUAACAAUUUUAAUACUAAAAAGAAAUUUUAACUCAGAAUAUUUUCAAAAAGCAAAGGAUAAAUAAAGCGUAUAUUUUGAAUGAAGUGUACAAAAA
Molecule: messenger RNA, 2673 nt
Organism: Sitodiplosis mosellana (orange wheat blossom midge)
Lineage: Eukaryota; Metazoa; Arthropoda; Insecta; Diptera; Cecidomyiidae
Product: zinc finger protein 436-like
Exons: 4
Coding region: 214-2412 (732 amino acids)
Biological process (GO): regulation of DNA-templated transcription
Molecular function (GO): RNA polymerase II cis-regulatory region sequence-specific DNA binding; DNA-binding transcription factor activity, RNA polymerase II-specific
Source: RefSeq, a predicted model, not a curated record